Messenger RNA from Rhopalosiphum maidis (corn leaf aphid), 2544 nucleotides. Its product is annotated as mutS protein homolog 5-like. Bases 1 to 2544 code for a protein of 847 amino acids. The transcript has 19 exons. Gene Ontology annotation, cellular component: nucleus. NCBI's taxonomy places the organism in Eukaryota, Metazoa, Arthropoda, Insecta, Hemiptera, Aphididae. Gene Ontology annotation, molecular function: mismatched DNA binding; ATP-dependent DNA damage sensor activity; ATP binding. Gene Ontology annotation, biological process: mismatch repair; chiasma assembly. The record is from RefSeq and is a predicted model, not a curated record.
AUGCACGUGGUAGCCGAACUGACAACAGGUGAACAGGUUGCUCAUUUGCGAAGAUUCGCAGUAUCACAGAACUCUCUAGCAGGUUUUGCCGGCUUAGUGGAUCUAAGUACAAGUGCUACCUGUUCUAUUGAUUUUUCGUCAGUAGAUUAUUCAAAGUAUAGUGACGCAAAUAACAUGAACAAAUCUCACUGUGAUAUUACAUUAAACACUGAUGAUACAGAUAUAUUUCUUUCAAUUUAUUGGAAAAAUGGUAUGUUGGGAGCUGCAUCUUAUAAUACUCAAUUAUCUGAAAUUCAAAUUUUGCAUGAUAUCAUAGAAAGUAAUUUAGACUUUAAAAUGUUGAAUGCUUUAUUUAUGCAAGUUAGACCUGUAAAUAUUAUAGUAUGUAGUUCACAAGAUGGACAUUUUUUAAAAAUUAUUAAGCAAUUAGCUCAUAGUGGCGAAAUAAAUAUCUAUUCUAGUCCAACUAAUACUGAUGAUUAUAAAUCAGAUGAAAAAGUGCAUAUAUUACCCAAACAAUGUUUUAAGUUUAGAACAUGUGAGCAAUUAAUUUUAUCCAUGUCAUUGGCGUCUGCUCCAAAAAAUGAAAAAUCCCGCAAACUUUAUAUACGUAGUUUAGUUGAUUUCACUCAAGAAUUAGCUGUAUGUGCACUGGGUGCAUUAUUACAUUUCUUGGAUACUCCAUUGGUAAAAUUAAAUUUACCAACCAACUUCAUAAUAAUGUCAUUAAGAAUUCUAAACAUGGAUAAUUUACUUUGGCUUGGUAUUAGUACAUAUGAAUCAUUACAAAUAUUUUCUGCACAUGAACACCCUUCUAUAUAUAAAUGGACCAAAAAUUCAACUAAAGAAGGCCCAAGCAUUUUUAGCUUAUUGAAUCGGUGUAACUCAGUUAUGGGUUCAAAGUUUUUAAAGAAUAUUUUAGCCCAACCUACUAAAAACCUUGAUAUUAUAAAAUAUAGACAUGAAUUUAUAGAAUUUUGCAUAAACCCUUGUAAUGAAAAUGUAAUACUAUCAUUGAUUAAUUGUAUCAAACAUUGCCGUUGUGUGUUAUCUACUGUAGUAAAAAUGAAUAGUGGUAAUGCUUCAAUGUACCAAUGGAAAUUAUUAUAUCAAACAGUUAUAAAUGCUGUAACAAUUGGAGAAAUUUGUCAAAGAUAUUCUGAACAAAUAGCAUUUUUUACAAAGAUUAAAGAAACAUUAAAAGAUAGUCUUUAUACUAUGGUUAAUUCUAUGUCAUCUAUAAUUGAUUUUGAAAAAUCCACCAUACAAGAUAGAUUUGUAGUGAAACCAGGAUUCAUACCACAACUCGAUGAAAAAAAAUUAAAAAUUGAAAACAUAUCUAAACUAUUGGAUGAAAUAACAUUAAAAGAACUACAAGAUUUACCUUCAUACAUUAAUGAGUGUUCAAUUUGUAAAAUGCCAGAAAUUGGAUUUUUAUUGUGUCUUCCAUUUUGGAAACCUUUUAAUGAGAUGACUGAAAAUGAUUAUAAAAUCCAAAAUUUAGAAUUUAAGUUUCAUCUGACAGACAAUGUAUACUACAAAACUUCAAGAUGUUAUGAACUAGAUAAAUAUUUUGGUGAAAUUGAAUCAAGUAUUAUUCAAGAAGAAAUUCAAAUAAUGACAAAACUAUCAGAGCUUAUUAUACAACACUGGAUAAGCGAUCUACAUUUAAUUUUAAGAUUAAUUGCUGAAUUAGAUUGUUUAAUAGAAAAAUAUGUGGAUAAAUUUGUACCAAAUAGUUAUCAUUCUUCAAAAACAAAUCAAUCUAUCAAAAUUAUAACAGGAUUUAAUUCAAGUGGAAAAAGUAUUUAUUUAAAGCAGGUAGCAUUAAUAUCAUAUUUAUGUCAUAUUGGAUGUUAUGUACCAGCAGAGCACACAGAAAUAAGUAUAUUAGAUCAUAUUCAUACUAGAAUUCAAUCAACUGAAUCAGUUAGCUCUUUAAUGUCAGCUUUUAUGGUCGAUUUAAAACAAAUGUCAGUAGCAUUAAAUGAAUCGACAUGUAGAUCUCUUGUAAUAAUAGACGAAUUUGGAAAAGGUACAUCUGAAAUCAACGGAAUAGCUUUACUACUAUCAAGUAUUAGUCAUUUUGUGCAUAGACCAUUACAUUUAUUGCCUCACAUCAUUAUUUCAACUCACUUUCAUUCUUUGCCACAUCUUCUUCAACAGAUUAUGAAUAAAGAUAUAUUAAAUGACAAUAUAAAAUACCUAAGUAUGAGUUACACAAUAGAAUGCUCAAAAAUAGUAUGCUUAUAUAGAGUAAUCGAUCAAAUAAAAAACCAAAAUAUGAGUAUGGCUCACACUAUAGCAGAACAAAAUGGUUUACCAACAUCUAUUGUUGAAAGAGCUACUGAAGUUCUUCUAUCUAUUCAACAAAAUGAAUGUAUAAGUCCAAUGACAGAAAACCUCAGAUAUAAAUUAUUUUAUAGGAGAAAACAUUUUAUUGAAAAAGCACUCGAACUAAUGCAAGACAAAAUAACAGAUGGUGCUUUUAAAGGCUUGGUAGAUGAUAUGGAAAAUAUAAGGUAUCCAAAAAUGUUCAAAUAA